CUUAAAAUACGAAAUUUGGGCUGGAUUAUGCCGGUAAUUACAACUACAACUGUAGAACCAACGAAGUGCAGAUCAUUUAAUAUAGACGCCGGUGCAAAAUCGGAGCAGAUAUAUUGCGAAGAGGAAACUACGGCCUGCUUCGCCAGUUGGAAGUACGUUAACGAGACUGUUUCAAUUAUCAAGCAAGGAUGCUACCAGUUUGAAGCCGAUGGAUUUCCUACUGACCACUGUUCAUAUUAUAAAUGCGAAGCAUUUGCAACAGCCUGCGAUAAUCAUGUAUGUUGUUGCAAAGGAAAUUUAUGCAACGACUUUCUUGUGAAAAGAAACGAUUCAAAUGCUUUGACAUCAGUACAGAUACCAUACAAUGAUUACGAAAUCUUCAUAGAGUCUACUGAAGGAUAUCCAAAUGCUGACACGGAACUCGGUUAUGUUGUUCUCGUAUCGUUAGCUGUAUUAUGUUUCGCAUGUGUGUCUUUGUAUAACAGGAAAAGAAUAUCAGGAUCUCUUUCAAAAACUAUGAAGUUACUGAAAAGCGUACAUGAUACACCGGAUGAUAGUAGGUCAGAAGAAUCGCAAAAUAAAGAUUUGGAACACAAAGUCAAUAUAUCAAAUACCGAUUGCGCUGGUAAAAUUUAUCAGGGGAGAUAUGGACACAUCAGUCUCCGCAGUGUAAAAUCUGAUAAAAGCGACAACAUGCUCUGCAUAAAAGAAUUCUACGUUUCAAUGGCUCAAAGCGCUAAAAUGUAUGCACAAGAGAAAAGGUGUCACUCAAUCCUGAAAAAAUGUAACCACAGGAACAUUGUCAAGUUUGAAGGGGAGAUUUAUUCAUCAUCGAAGUGCAAUCCUGGAUUAGCACUUGAAUUUUGCACACAGGGAUCUCUUCGAAACUACUUGAAAACCAAUAUACUCGAUUUUACAACUUGUGUUGGCAUCCUGUCCGACAUCACAGAAGCAAUUUCGUUUUUACACAAUCCUGAAGACAAGGUUACGCCACCAAUCAUUCAUAGAGAUGUCACAAGCAACAAUUUUCUCAUCAAAGAUGACGCGACAGUUGUAAUAUCUGAUUUUGGAUUGUCUCUCAUCUGCCUUGAUGAUAAGUUAGAUGAAGAGGAAAACAUCAGUGUUACAGCAGCGGGAACACUAAACUACAUGGCACCAGAAAUUCUGCUUGGCACUGUUAACAUGAAGAAAUACAAAACUUCACUCAAACAAACUGAUGUUUACUCCACUGCACUGGUGAUGUGGGAAGUAAUUUCAAGAUGUAGUGUUUUCUACGGAAAUAUUUGCAACAUUAUACCAGCAUCACUGCCAUACCAAAACGAGAGCAGAAACGGAAUGUCAAUUUAUGACAUUGUUGUAACACAUAAAAUGCGACCCUUUCUUCCAUCCCAAUACAAAAGAUCUUCGUUAAGAAUCGAUUCAUCUCAUUCAUCUGAUUCCGGCAAUGCAAGUUAUUCAUCCGCCGACGUUGGGAGCCAGAGUUUAUGCUCCUUCAAAUCAGAUUACCUGCUACCGGAAUUACUAGAUAGCUACUCUCAAAAAUCGGAAGAAACUGUUUUUCUGGAAAGAAGGUAUACAAAAACGGCGUUUGAUAUAUUAGAGUCAUGUUCCGAUAUUGAACAAACUAUUGAGGAGGCGUGGGACGACGACGAAGACGCGAGGCUCACAGCAACAUCCAUGCGUGACCGUAUCAUGCAUCUUAUAAAUAAAAUGGGAAAUCUUGAAUCUAUUGUUUAGGAAGUUUCGAGCUGUUAUUUGAUUAUUUAAGUCACAAAUUUAGAUUUUUUUUGUCUCUGAUAUUUCAAGUCGGAUUAAAAUUCAAUCUACGGUGGUGUAUAAGUUUGGAAUGAUUAUGGUUGAUAAGAGCAGUACACAACAGUAGAGUAAUCGCCUAAAAGUGGACUUUCAAGAGCAAUAACAGCUAUAUACAUACCAAACACCGUUUCGUGAUAUUUGAUUUAGUUCUAAUGAGUUACGUUAUGAAUACUUUUUGUUUUCUUAUCAAAAUAUCUUGAAGAGUUUGGAGUAUUAGUGCUUAUUAUCUUUAUGAAGUUGUGUCAAUAUUCUGGACAGAUUGUUGUAGGGAAAUUUUAUCUCGCCGAUUGUUAUCUCAGUAAUGAUUGUUUGUCUGCAUUUUGUGAAAGGGUUUCGAAUGUAAAGAUUAGUUGGCCCUGUUUUUCUAUGCGAGCAGAAACACUAUUUUAGUUGCCGGGUUUUAUGAGUUUCAAAAUUUUUGAGUAAUUUGAACAUGUAGAAUGAUAGAAGUGGUGAUGAUGUAUGUGUUUCGUAAGUUCACACAGUCAAUGUAUAUAUAGGGUGAUUAGGGUCUUUUGGAACAUAUAUAUUCUAUGGGUUCUGUUUUGGGCAGUACCCUGUUGUUGAAAACUUCCAUAUGUGUUCGACUUACCAUCACAAGUAUUGUGAUAUGAUGAUAAUGCGAUAGGAGUUUUUUUUUCAAAUGUUAAAAACGUUGAACGCAAAUAUACAAAUUCAUGCUAAAUUUUUGCCUCAAACUUUCAAAGAAGUAAAGAAACGGUGUAAUAAUUAGAGACGGUAAUUAAGAGAGGGGGAUUUUUUUCACAAUAGCAAGAAGAAGUAAAGAAAGACUAAAAAGAAAGCCAUGCUCAAAUAUAUGAACACAAAAUAGUACGGGUAUGUGAUCUGUCACGGUAGCCUAUUGGUAUCGUAUCUCAGCUGAGCAGCAGAUUUGAUCUUACGCGAAAGCGGAACCGCCACAUGGAACGUAAUUUUAAUUUUGAUGACGUCAUCGCACACAAAAAAACGAAUCCCAUAGAAGCCACAGACAUUUUUAAAAUAAAUAAAAGUGAUUCCCUUCUCACGAAAAAUACAAUCUUCAACCACUAAAAAUUUGGUCCAGUGGUUAAUGAGAAAAACGAUUUUUUCAUAACAAGAAGAAGGAGAGAAAAAUACGAAGAAAC
Messenger RNA from Styela clava, 2939 nucleotides. Its product is annotated as bone morphogenetic protein receptor type-2-like. Gene Ontology annotation, cellular component: signaling receptor complex; plasma membrane. Gene Ontology annotation, molecular function: transmembrane receptor protein serine/threonine kinase activity; ATP binding. Gene Ontology annotation, biological process: protein phosphorylation; cell surface receptor protein serine/threonine kinase signaling pathway; cellular response to growth factor stimulus. Lineage: Eukaryota; Metazoa; Chordata; Ascidiacea; Stolidobranchia; Styelidae. The record is from RefSeq and is a predicted model, not a curated record.